AUGGUUGACAAAAGUGAAAUAAUAAAAAAUAUAGAUAUAAUCAAUAAUUUGAUAAUUAAUAAAAUCUCAAAAACCAAUGAAAAUGAAAAUUUUGAAGAAUACUUCAAAAAUUUAAAUAAUAUUCAAUUAAAUGAAUACUCUGGUUUAUAUUUAUGGGUAUCAUUAAGAGAUCAAUCAAUUAAAAAUAAUUUAGAAUAUCAUAAAGUCAUUGAAAAGUUUAAAACAAUUUUAAACAAUAGAGAGAAGAAUAACGACACUGAUGAAAACAAUAAUAAUAAUAAUAAUAAUAAAAACAUAAAAACUUUAUUAUCAUUAUAUAACAAUUCAAUUGUUUCAAAUACAUUCUUACAAAAAGAUAUAAAACCAAUUCAAAAGUAUUAUUUAUCAAAUUAUCAAGUUACCCCAAAUGAUUGUUCAACAACAACAACAACAACAAUAAAUUCAAAAAUAACAUCAACACCAACACAAUUAAUUAAAGUUUAUAGUGAAUAUAAAAAAGAAUCAAUGGUAUUAAGGGAUACUUUUGCAGAUAAAUCAAUUUUUAAAAGAGAAGAAAUUACAAAUGAUGAAAUGACACAUCCAUUUAUAAAAUUUAAUGAUUAUAUUAUUGAGCUUGAUAAGAAUAAAAAUGAAGAUAAAGCAAUUGAAGAAUUAGGUAUUAAUCCAAUUGGUGAUUGGUCAAUUAAUAAUUCUUUUGAAUUAUUUAAAGAUUGUUUUAAUAUAUUUACAAAAGGUGUUUUAAAUGGUAUUGAAUGGUCAAAUGAAAAUAGAGAUAAUACUAAAGUUAUUGUAUCAGGUGGUUCGGUUUCAUCAUGUUUAAGUACAUUACCAAAAAGAUUAUUAAAACUUUAUUAUGAAAUGAAAAUGGUAGCACGUUUAUUAAACCAAUUAAAAUUACCAUUUAAUGUGGUUCAAUCGAUUUAUGAAUAUUCUAAACCAUAUAAUCAAUUCUUUAUUGAAUUGGAGAAACAUUAUCAUUCAAUGGAAUCACCAUUUUUAAAUAGUGAUUUAGAUUUAUUCUUUAUUACACCAUCAAUAAGUGAAGGUAAAAAGAAAUUAGAAGAGGUUGCAUUAAAGAUUCAAUCAAAUUUAAUUUCAAAAUCAGAUCAUACCGAUUUAAGAUUUGUUCGUACCCAAAAUUCAAUUACCAUUGUAUCAUCAUAUCCAUAUAGACCAAUUCAAUUAAUGAUUUUCUUUAUUCGUUCAAUUGAAGAUUUAAUUUCAUUCUAUGAUUUAGAUUGUGUUACUACAGCGUACAAUGGUGAAAAUGUUUUCCUAUUACCACGUACAAUCAAUGCUUUCAAUAAAAGAUUAAAUAUGGUACCGCCUGCAUUAUUUAAUCCUGACAAUGAUAGAUUAUACAAAUAUCUUUAUCGUGGCUUUAAUGCAAUGUGUUUUGAAAAUUGUAUUCAUGAAACAAGAUGUGAUAAGAAAAGUACACUUUAUGAUUUAGUUUUAAAUCCAGAUUCAAUCUCCAAAGAUACUCAUGGUCGUCCUGAAUUUGUAGUGUCAAGUUAUAAUCAAGAUAGUGCAAGUUUCUUUAAUUUCCCAUAUGGUCCUGAGAAAUCAUUUGAAGAUGUUUUAAAAGAAUUGGAUAAAAAAAAUUAUUUAAAUUCAAUUAAUUUCAAUGAUCAAUUAUUUGAUAAUCUCCAAUAUUCAACUCACCCAUGUGAUUGGAGAUUUAAAUUCAUAAAGAUAAAGAAUUUAUCUUCAAAUGUUACUUUCAAAUGUUAUAUGUGUAAGAAAAAUUUAGAUGAUACAACCUCAAGAUUAUGUUCAUUUUGUUGUUAUAUAAAUGAAACUUUAUUUGAAGAUUUAUCUUAUGAAAUAAGUCGUGCUCGAUUGAUUAUGAAUGAAAAAUAUGCAAUUGUAACUGGUGGACGUAUUAAAAUUGGUUUAAAAAUAGCAAUUAGUUUAUUAGAUUUAGGUUUCAAUGUAAUUAUUACAACUCGUUUCCCACAAUGUGCAAUGGAGAAAUUUAAAGAAUUGCUUUUACCUAAAUAUUUAGAAAGAUUAAGAAUUUAUGGUGUUGACUUUAGAAAUGUUCAAGCUGUUCAAUCAUUCAUUGAUACAAUUAAAUCUACAAUACCAAGAAUUGAUAUUUUAAUUAAUAAUGCUGCUCAAACUAUUCGUAGACCAAGGGCCUAUUAUUAUGAUUUAAUUCAAAAAGAAAAACAAUUAUUAUUAAAUAAUAAUAAAAUUAAUGCUAUAUCACCUAAUGAAUCCAAACAACAACAACAACAACAACAACAAAAACUACAACAACAACAACUACAAAAUGGUGUUUUAACUUUAACUUGUAAAAAGGAUGGUGAAUUAUCAACAAUUUCAUCAAUUGAAAUAGUUGAAAAAGUUUUAAUAGAUUGUGAUAAAGAUGAAAGUAAUUUUGAAAUUUUCCCACCAGGUCAAGUUGAUGAACAUGGUGAACAAUUAGAUCUUCGUGAAAAGACAAGUUGGGUCCAAAGUGUUGAAGAAAUUUCAGUUGUUGAAGUAGCUGAAGUCUCUUUGGUAAAUUCAACCAUACCAUUCAUGUUGGUAUCACAAUUAUCUUCAAUGAUGGGAGCAAAUUGUCAACCAAAUAAUUUUAACAAAAAUGAAAUUGGAUAUGAAAAAUCAUUAAAACAUAUUAAAAGAAAUGAUUGGUCUUAUAUUGUUAAUGUUACCUCACCAGAAGGAGAGUUUAAAAAUGAAAUUAACUCUUUGACAGGUUUACAUGUCCACACAAAUAUGGCAAAAUCAAGUUUAAAUAUGAUGACAAAAACCAUUGCUUACACUCAUGAAAUUAAGAAUAUCUAUGUUUGUGGUGCUGAUACUGGUUGGAUUUCAGAUAUGCAACCAAAAAGAAAUGAUCUUGGUUUACCAUCAAGAGAUCCUCCCCUCAGUGAAGAGGAUGGUGCAAAUCGUGUUUUGUACCCAAUCUUUCAUCACAUGGUUGAAGAUAAUAGACAUCCAUCUGGAGUUAAUUUCGUUAAUUUUAAACCAGUUGAGUGGUAA
Molecule: messenger RNA, 2994 nt
Organism: Dictyostelium discoideum AX4
Lineage: Eukaryota; Evosea; Eumycetozoa; Dictyosteliales; Dictyosteliaceae
Product: short-chain dehydrogenase/reductase family protein
Exons: 1
Coding region: 1-2994 (997 amino acids)
Source: RefSeq, a predicted model, not a curated record